CUUUGAUCCAAUCGAUAGCAAUUCGAAGCGGCGGCCGAGAUUGUUCAAUGACAUAGCAUGCGAUCUGUCUGUUUUCUGGGUGCCGUUAGAACUGCUCGUAAAAAGCACCGCGUGGUCCACUCAUUUUUGUCGCUAGCAUCUGUCUCGGGCCUUGUUUUUCCAAUCACCGCCAAGCCGACGGCGACAGAUCGGAGCUUUUCAUUGCAAUGCGGAUUCCGUGCCCGGGGCAGUCCAGGUCGGUGACAAGGGCAGCUAUGAACACACGUGAGACGCCUGUCAUCGGUCCACGGAUAUCAAGCAUGUCGAAUCCGGAUCGUAUCGGUUUGAUCCACAUCCAAGUUCUUUCCUUCGCCCUCUUGAUCCCCGCCCCCUCUUCUGCGCAAACUAUUUCCGUCUCGGGGGCGACGCCAUAGCCGUGGGGACCCCUGCCCUGGAUGCAGUUCGAUGAAUGACUAGGGAUGACUGGGUCCCACACGUUUCCGCUCCCACCCGUGCAUCUUCCCCGCCUCAUGCGAAUCUCGUUUGUCUUUAGGCGGCUUUGCGCCACCAACAACUGUAUCCAACGGAGCUAGACUGCCCGAUCCGGAUCUGAUAGAUGGAGUGAUAACCUUCAAGCGAAAAUCGAGCCUGUCGGUCUGGACCUCGCCGCUUUCCGACCGUUAUUCUCGACGAUCUCGACAGGGGGAGCAUUAUGUAAACGGAACUGGGCGGUCCGGCAGUGGUGCACACAUAUAACAUGCGCGGGAAAGACCAGCAGUGCGAACAGCUUCCUACUCAUGGAAAAUGUCUCAACGAAAUCAAACUCGCCAUAGCACACGAGGAGGAUCGCGAACCAACUCCAGUCCCGAGCAAUUGCUUCAGGACCUCACACAUCCCGCGCUUCGUGAGUCGGCAACUACAGCGUUCUGCGUGUUGCGUGAAUACCUACCCUCCAGAUAUCCGUAAUGUUUCCGACGCGCUGGUUGUAGUCGAAGCCGUCCGUCGAGGGAUGCUUCCACUGAUCACCCACCGCCUCUCGAUCGAAGACCGGGAGCAGGUGGGCGCUGGGAGAGUGUAUGUUUGGGAGGAAUCCGCACAAGAGGGCGGUCUGGUGCGCUGGACGGACGGUCGCAAAUGGUCCCAGAGUCGCGUGCUGGGUGAAUGCCUGCUGUACGAGGAAAAGGUGGAGAUCACGGAGGAGGAACGGGAAGCCAAAGCCCAACGACGUGUGCAGAGGAUCGUCAACCCGGGGUUAUCGGUCCCACCUCCGAGCCGAAACCAGCGACAGUCCAAGUCGGAUGGGUUGACGAAGGAGAGUUACAGCUUUUUCGUCCAAGGGCCCGGCGAUCUUUCUCGAAAAUGGCAUGUCGUGGCCUACAGCAUCUGGUCCGAGCGUGCUAUUCAUCCAACGGUGGAUCACUAUCCGGAUUUGCAGGCGAUCCGGGUACCGCCGGGGGUGUUCUCGCUGGCAAGGAAUCGUAGCGCCGAAGGCAGUCAUGUUCUCAGCGCUUCUGAAGGAAAUCUGCGAUCCGUUGCGAGCACGUUCGCCGAAUCCUCCAGGAGCCGGAGUAUGGGUUCUCUUGCAGAUGACGUUAUGCGAGGAUUACCUCCAGUCAGAGACUCCGCCGCGCAGAGAGUCGUUCUUCCGCCGAUCUCCACCCUUCCAUUCCACGACCCUGCUAGACCAAUGUAUACAUAUCCGCCUCCUGCCCGCGUAUCGCCUGCACAGGGACCUAACAGCACAGUCUCAGACGUGGACAGGCGAAUGCUAGAUAGUUUCCCACUUCAUCUCUAGGCACUUAGUGUACAUAAGC
Mycena citricolor is the source of this 1793-nucleotide messenger RNA. The record is from the annotation of a GenBank genome assembly. Lineage: Eukaryota; Fungi; Basidiomycota; Agaricomycetes; Agaricales; Mycenaceae.